Erigeron canadensis is the source of this 2412-nucleotide messenger RNA. RefSeq names its product putative pentatricopeptide repeat-containing protein At1g56570. Bases 29 to 1807 code for a protein of 592 amino acids. Lineage: Eukaryota; Viridiplantae; Streptophyta; Magnoliopsida; Asterales; Asteraceae. Gene Ontology annotation, biological process: RNA modification. Gene Ontology annotation, molecular function: protein binding; RNA binding. The record is from RefSeq and is a predicted model, not a curated record. The transcript is spliced from 2 exons.
UCGUCAAAAUAGGCAAAAACUAUCAAAAAUGAGUCAUAAAAAUCUGCUGGCCAAUAAAAUUACUGUACCAAUUCGUAACGCUGCUAUAAAUGUGACCCAAAAUUCCACAACACCAUUUGAGCAGGCAAAACUAUCAACUAAUCUCAUCAGAGCUUAUUUUGACAAUGGCCUAAUCAAGCAAGCACGCCAACUGUUUGAUGAAAUGCCUGACCGAGACGUAGUCGCAUGGACAUCCAUGAUUUUUGGAUACACAACAUGCAAAACUUAUAAUUCUGCAUGGUUGGUUUUCAAAGAUAUGAUGAGGGAAAGUUUUGAUCCUCCGAAUGCCUUUACUUUUUCGACCGUUUUUAAGGCUUGUAAAGGGAUGAAGUCGCUUUCUUGUGGUGGUUCAGCUCAUGGGCUGGGUUUGAAACAUGGGUUUGUUGGGUGUAAUAAUAGUAUAUAUGUCGAUAAUGCUCUUUUGGACAUGUAUGCUACUUGUUGUGUUACUAUGGACAAUGCUUGUUUAAUCUUUCGAGAGAUUUGUUUGAAAAAUCAAGUGUCUUGGACUACACUUAUAGCCGGAUUCACUCAUAGGGAUGACGGGCUUUCAGCCCUUCAAAUAUUUCGAGAAAUGCUCAUGGAGGAAACUGAACAAAGCGCUUACAGUUUCUCGAUUGCAAUCAGAGCAUGUGCAGGAGUCGGAUCACAUACUUAUGGCAAGCAAAUACAUGCUUCAGUAAUCAAACAUGGGUUUGACCUUAAUAUCCCAGUGAUGAACUCUAUAUUAGACAUGUAUUGCAAGUGCAAUUGCUUCCAGGAAGCAGAAGUGUGUUUUAAUGGAAUGUAUGAAAAAGACGACAUUACAUGGAACACGUUAAUAGCAGGAUACGAAAAGCCCGAUCCAAUGAAGGCUUUACACUUGUUUGUGCAAAUGGAGUUUAUGGGGUGUGCUCCAAAUUGCUUCACAUUUUCCAGUGUUAUAGCAGCCUGUACUAAUUUGUCAAUUUUGACCUGUGGCCAACAGAUACAUAGUGCGAUUUUCAAGAGAGGUCAUGAACAGAACUUGCCGUUAGCAAAUUCUCUCAUCGAUAUGUAUGCAAAGUCUGGAAGCAUUCAAGAUUCUAAAAAGAUAUUUUCUGAAAUGUCUUUUCGGGAUCUGGUUUCUUGGACUUCAAUGAUGAUUGGAUUCGGAAGCCAUGGGCAUGGACAUGAGGUUAUCAAGUUAUUCAAUCAGAUGGUGAAUUCAGGUAUAAAACCAGAUACAAUUGUAUUCAUGGCAGUUCUCACUGCAUGCAGCCAUGCUGGACUUGUUGAAGAGGGGUUAAGUUACUUUAAAUUAAUGACUAGCCAGUACAAAAUUAGCCCAAAUCAAGAAAUUUAUGCAUGUGUUAUUGAUCUGUUUGGGCGCGGCGGAAGGAUUAAGGAAGCAUAUGAUAUGAUACAAAAUAUGCCAUUUAAACCUGACGAAUCUGUUUGGGCAGCAUUCCUCGGAGCUUGUAAAGCACACGGGAAGCCCGUCAUGGGGAAGAUGACUGCCCAGAAAGUGUUGGAUUCGAGGCCUAAGAAGGCAGGAAUCUAUGUGCUACUGUCAAAUAUGUAUGCUGCAGAAGGUAAAUGGGAUGAUCGAGCCAAAAUGAGGAAGUUACUAAAUAAAUUUGGUGUUAAGAAAGUAGCUGGUAGGAGUUGGGUCGAGAUACAGAAUCAGCUCUAUAGUUUUGUUGCUGGAGACAGGGGUGGUUAUCAUGAACAACUUGUUUAUGAGGUUCUUGGAGUAUUGGGUCAGCAUAUGGCAGAGAAAAACUACAUUCCGCAAAUUGGGGAUUAAGGAGCAUUAGUGGUUUCAUGUUUAAUGUGGUAGACCUUUUAGGCUUCCAUUCACUUCCCCUGCAUUUGGUGUAGCAUACUUGAGGAUGGCAGCAAGAGAGCAUUUUCAUGUGCUGGAAGUCCUGAAUCACUGCAAAAAUUUUUAUUUGAUGGGAGUCCCAGAAAGAUUGCUCUUGAGAUGACAUAAUGAAUUGCUUGCACACCUUUUCUUGUUGAGCGGAAAAUUGGUAUAUUCUCAUACUCUCAUUUACUAGAAAACCCCCCAUACCCUACAAGGAUUGAGUCUUGUUUUUGCUGUUGUUGUCAUUUAACUAGAAAACCGGUUGCUAUAAAAGUAUCUUGUACGAUGAUGAUUUGGCAUUCUGGAUGGGUAUAGAAGUUUUUUAGACCAUACGGUGUGCAAAGAUUUGUCUGGAUUGACAAAACUGAAGAGCUGAACAGGUACAGACUAUAUUGAUUAUCAGUGCGAUCCAGUCAGGAACCAGAACUGAACCAGUGCUUUCGAGAAUUAUUUAUUCUUCCACACUUGAAAGUUGAAACCAUGUUUUAUUAUGUAUUUCAUUAUUAAACCAUAGAACCUUAAAUUUAUACUACGUUUACUUUCCA